Molecule: messenger RNA, 3498 nt
Organism: Morone saxatilis (striped sea-bass)
Lineage: Eukaryota; Metazoa; Chordata; Actinopteri; Moronidae
Gene: aoc1
Product: amine oxidase copper containing 1
Exons: 5
Coding region: 87-2315 (742 amino acids)
Biological process (GO): amine metabolic process; response to antibiotic
Cellular component (GO): plasma membrane
Molecular function (GO): diamine oxidase activity; primary methylamine oxidase activity; copper ion binding
Source: RefSeq, a predicted model, not a curated record
GAAAUUUUUGCAAUUGCUGAAGCAGGAGGACUGGACAGAUCAUACUUGUUCUGCAAAGUGCUUGAAGCAGGAGGACAACUACAGCCAUGAGGCUCCUCUGUGUACUGCUGCUGGUCUGCUUGGCUGGUUGUAGUGCUUCUAGAUCAAGAGACUGGGCUCAUCAUGGUGCCCCCAUGUUUGCUGACCUCACAGUACGUGAGAUGAAAGCUGUGCGGGCCUACCUGCAUGGCAUUCCAGAGCUAGAGCUCACUGAUGCUCGUAGCAAGACUCUGAAGAAGAACAGCAUACUACUGAUGGAACUCCAUCUACCAAGGAAGCAUGAAGCCCUGAGAGCUCUGGACCGUGGACAGGCCAAACCCGAACGUCAAGCCCGUGUGAUCGUCCAGUUUGGGAACCAGAUGAAGCCCAACAUCACUGAGUACAUUGUUAGUCCUCUGCCAUCCCCAGACACCCACGAAGUCAAGAUGUUUAAGGGGAAUAAGCCUAUCCUGUUUGAGUCAAGGCCUAUUACUGCUGCAGAGUAUAAGCAUAUUACUGAUAUCCUCGCAAAGAUCACAACUAAAGUUCACAAGCUUCUGUUUGAGACCACAGGAGGGUUUUCCUUCACUAACUGCUCUGACCGCUGCCUAACUUUCUCAGACAUAGCCCCCCGUGGGUUGGGUCCAGGUGAGAGAAGAACCUGGAUCAUGUUGCAGAAAUUUGUGGAGGGUUAUUUCAUCCACCCUGUUGGGUUUGAGAUAUUGAUCAACCACCAGGACCUGGAUCCAGAAAACUGGAAUGUCGAGAAGGUCUGGUACAACAGCAUGUACUUUGACAGCGUUGAGGAACUGGUAGAAAAAUAUGAAUCAGGAGGUGUGGAGAAGAUCAAACUGCCCGAUCAUGACGACAAUGACCUCUACUCUACCUACAUCCCCCGGGGUCAGCGCAACACUCCCACUAAUAUCCAUGGCCCAAAGCUUGUGGAGCCCCAGGGGCCCCGCUAUCAAGUUGACCGCAAUUUUGUUGAAUAUGCUGGAUGGUCUUUCGCCUACCGAGUCCGCUCAUCGGCUGGACUUCAAGUCUUUGACCUCCGUUUUAAUGGAGAAAGGAUUGCCUAUGAGAUAAGCCUGCAAGAAGCUAUUGCCUUCUAUGCAGGUGAUACUCCUGCUGCCAUGCAAACAAAGUACAUUGAUGCUGGCUGGGCAAUGGGCACCUCAACCUACGAGCUGGCACCUGGUAUUGACUGUCCAGAAAUUGCCACCUUUGUUGACCUUUACCACUACUUUGACACAGACAAACCUGUGCACCACAAAAACGCACUCUGUAUUUUUGAGAUGACCACUGCUAUGCCUCUAAGAAGGCAUUUCAACUCUAACUUCCAGGGGGGAUACAACUUCUAUGGAGGGCUGGAAAGCACUGUGCUGGUGUUGCGGACAACCUCAACAGUUUACAACUAUGAUUACAUAUGGGACUUUCUUUUCUACCAGAAUGGGGUGGUUGAGGUAAAGGUCAGCGCCACGGGAUACAUCCACGCCACUUUCUUUACACCUAACGGACUUCACUAUGGUACCAAGGUGUACAACUAUGUGUUGGGUAACCUACACACACACCUUAUCCAUUAUAAAGUGGACCUGGAUAUUGCUGGUCGAGAGAACAGCUUUGAGACAAUGGAUUUGAAAUUCGUCAACUUCACAAAUCCCUGGAGCCCAGACAAUUUCAUCGUCCAGUCCAAACUCCACAGGAUGGAGCACAAGACAGAGCGAUCUGCCGCUUUCCGCUUUGGCAAAAAGUUCCCCCGCUAUGUGCACUUUAACAACCCCAGUGAGAGAAAUAAAUGGGGGCACCAGAAGAGUUACCGUAUUCAGUUUAACUCACAUGCCCACAGUGUCCUUCCAAAAGGCUGGAGAGAGGAAAAUGGUAUCAGUUGGUCAAGAUAUCCUCUUGCUGUGACUCGUCAUAAAGAUAGUGAAGCCACCAGCAGCAGCAUUUACACCCAGAAUGACCCCUGGGAACCUGUCGUGUCCUUUGAGGACUACAUCCGCAACAACGAAGACAUAGUCAACCAGGACCUGGUAGCCUGGGUGACAGUUGGCUUCCUGCAUGUGCCUCACUCAGAAGACAUCCCCAACACGGCAACACCCGGCAACGCAGUGGGCUUCUUCCUCCGACCCUUCAACUUCUUUGACGAAGACCCUUCGGUGGCAUCCAAAAGUACCGUCAUUGUCCGGCCAGGCAAGGACGGCAAGCUCAAGGUCCAGAAAUGGACGCCUGAAGUCAUAGGUCACUGUGUGACAGACAAGCCAUUCUUUUACAAUGGCACUUAUGCAGGAGUCUAGAGGUGUUUUUGGGGUUUCUUAAAAAGUAUUUUAGCACAAAUAUAAUUUUUACUCCUUUUAAGUAAAUUGCACAAUACGGAACACAGAUUAAUAGCAAUUACUAUGGUACAUAUAGUACAUGUAAUUAGAUUUAUUCUCAGUAAUGUCUAAUAAUGUUACAAUCUUCUGACAAUUCUUUGCAAUAUUUAAAUUUUGAAAAAAAAAAUCCAUGUAAAAAACAAUAAAGAAGAAGAACAUUUUAAAAAGGGAAAAGUUGAUUUUGUGUGAACUUUUUAUACUUUUCCUAGCUGGUCGUAUAUAUAACUUAAAAUCCUAAAUGUUAGAUUAUUCAGCUGCAGACCCAUUGCACUAACUAUUCCAAAUUGCAGCCUUUUGUCAUGCAUUUCUGACUAAUUCCCUCUCUCUUUCCAAUCUUUCCUUCCACAUCAAAUGAAGAAAAAGAUAGCUUUUUAACCCAAAUCACAUGCAAAAUGCAUCCUAAUGUCAAAGUUAAUGUACCACACCACAUCAAACCACACAUGUAACCUGGCAGGGGAAAAGGGAGGUGGUGUGGGGCAGAAGGGGCCCUGGGAGCUCCUGUAAUCCCCUGUUGGGUCUCCAUGGCUGAGGUUUAACAGCAGCGAGCAUCCAGGAUGCAGGAUGCUCCGUAUCCGCCCUGCUUGUGGUAAACUGCUGGCCCUCAGCGUGCUCUGCUUGCCCUCAGUGCGGGAAUGUUUUUACUGGAAAGACAACAGGCCUUACAGAGCAAACAGCCUGAUUCCGGAUCCUUCCCCGCAAACAGUCCAGGAUACCUCCUGGUUGAGCCAUUGCCCCUGGAAACCUAACUUUACAUACAAUGCGACACAAUAUACUGAAUAUCAACAGCAUAUGUAACUGCUUUGUCCUUUAUGUAUGCAUUCCUAACAUAGCAAUGUCCCUUUAUAAAUUUAAUGAAGUGCCAAAUAAACCUAACUGUUUUGAUCAUAUCGUAUGUUUUGGAUUUAAUUUUAGUUUAAAUAUUUCUUUAUCAAACAAUGAUUAAUACACAGUUCUAUGUUAGCCAGCAAAUUCAAAAUAACUGCAGAGAAGAGAGGUAGAUGGUAAAGUUGGUUUGUGUGAAGGGUAAAUAAUGAGUGUUUUUGAAGUGGAGAAAAGGAAUCUGGCCAACAACUGUCUUCAGGAUUUCACUAAUAAAAACUCUUUU